ACAGAGCCAAUCAACAAAUAUCUCUUCUUCUCACCCUUCCUUCUCAGCUCUCUCUGUCUCUCUCUCUCUCUCUCUCUUCCCGUUUAAGUCGAACCAGUUUCUUGGGUUCGCAGCACUUUGGCCUGCCUCACAUGCCAAUCCCCAGUCUCUUCAAAUCUCUAAACUUUUUUAUCUGGGUAUCCAAUAUUUCACCCUCAGAUCACACUUUUGCCCAUUAAAAUCUCCAUUUUUUUUCACUUCGAAUCACUUACUGAGAAAAACGCAUCUCGGUUUUGGUCCUUUCUGACCUUCCUAUGAGUACUUCAAUAGAUUCUGAGUGUUUGGUUUUCUCACAACAGCUGAUUGAAAGAAAUGGUUUAAUAUGAUGGUACACAUGAAGCAAGAAAUGGUUUUGAUGCAUAAAACUUAUAUUGCGUGAAAUAUUCUUUCUGGAGUUUUGAAAUCAUGGGUAGAGGUAGAGGAAAGGGAAAGAGGUUAACUGUCAACAAUCAUGAUGAUCCUGGUAGCGGUGAGGAAGAAAAAAUACCGGCACAAAAGAGAAGGGGAAGGCCUCAAAAGCCAUUAAAAGAUGAGAUUGAUGAAGAAGAAGCUGAAAGAAUAGAGGCAGAUGAUAGUGAGAAUGGAAAGGCCGGUAUCUCAAGCAAGGAGGUAAAAAGCCCCUCUGCGGCAGAGAAUGGUAAGAAGAGGAAGCGGCAAUCACAGGUGAAGGAGAAGUCAGAUUCAGUUAAGGAGGAAAAUGGUAAUGGAACAAGAUCAAGCACCGAUGACUCAACUAAGUCUAAUGGAUUUCGGCAUAAUGGGAGCAGGCGGAAAAACAAGCCUCGUCGAGCAGCUGAAGCUGGUGUUGAAUGCAAGUGAGAGACGAUAACUUGUGCAUCCUUUUCUCAUUGCCAAAAAAGUCACGGGACAGGAAGUGAGGCCUAGUAAAUCUCUAGUUUCUUUUUUCUUUUUCUGCUUAAUUGUUCUUUUGGUAAUUUCGAACAUCAUUCCUUUUUUAUUUGAAUUGUGAAAUUUGGAAUGCAUUCUGCUGGAUGUAGUUUUCCAUGAUGCUAUGAUAUUUUAAAUUUUGACUA
This is a messenger RNA of Pyrus x bretschneideri (Chinese white pear), 1073 nucleotides long. RefSeq lists its product as uncharacterized. NCBI's taxonomy places the organism in Eukaryota, Viridiplantae, Streptophyta, Magnoliopsida, Rosales, Rosaceae. The transcript has 3 exons. The record is from RefSeq and is a predicted model, not a curated record. The coding region runs from base 445 to 858 and encodes 137 amino acids.